ACAAAAUACACAGUGGAGAGAGAGAGAGAGAGAGAGAGAGAAGCAGAGACAGAGAGAAUGGUAUCUAGGCAGCAAAAGAGAGUGGCACUACGCCGGAAGCUUCAAAUACUCCGGUCGCUCACCAGUUCCAAAUCUAUGAGGAAGAGCUCCAUUAUCAUCGACGCUUUUAACUACAUCAACCAUUUGAAGCUCAAAUUGGAGGCAAUCCACCAAGCAUAUGGAGACCUACUGAAGCAGAUUCGACUUCCCACGGAAGUGAAAGUGGAGAGGAUUGAGAAUGGGUUUCUAGUCAAUGUGACCUGCGAAAAGGGGCCGGAUUUGCUGGUUUCGAUCCUGGAGACCUUUGAGGAGACUGGUCUUAACGUUCUCCACGCUAGGGUCUCAUCCAACCAUUGCUUCUCUAUGGAAACCAUCGUAGAAGCUCAACAACAAACACUGGAUGCUCGUCAAGUGACUCAAGCUGUUUUGAAAGCAAUUGGAAAACAACGUGCGGAGGGAUUCGGGUAUACGGGUUUCGUGUAAGUAGUUAUCCAAAACAAGAAUUGCGGUUUUAACUUUAGUUAUCCAACGUUGUGCUCUCGUUAUAGAUUCCAUGUGUACAAGUUUCUCAGUGAUAUUAGCUGUAGAAAGUUUCAAUUUUCAAUUUAAAAAUGUAAAAGAAAGCCCAAUUUGACACGUGGCAUAUCUGGUAGCUGGUUGCCCUA
Messenger RNA from Nelumbo nucifera (sacred lotus), 704 nucleotides. RefSeq lists its product as uncharacterized. Gene Ontology annotation, biological process: regulation of DNA-templated transcription. The record is from RefSeq and is a predicted model, not a curated record. NCBI's taxonomy places the organism in Eukaryota, Viridiplantae, Streptophyta, Magnoliopsida, Proteales, Nelumbonaceae. Gene Ontology annotation, cellular component: nucleus. Gene Ontology annotation, molecular function: sequence-specific DNA binding; DNA-binding transcription factor activity; protein dimerization activity.